Peniophora sp. CBMAI 1063 is the source of this 1944-nucleotide messenger RNA. NCBI's taxonomy places the organism in Eukaryota, Fungi, Basidiomycota, Agaricomycetes, Russulales, Peniophoraceae. The record is from the annotation of a GenBank genome assembly.
AUGUCCUCCUAUGGGGAGAGUUUACCUGAUCAAGUCGAUCGCGUAGCUAGCCUAUCAGAUGCGCAAGCAGACCUAUUCGACGAUGUACGCGAGUUGUACCGUGAUCGCGCCGCGCUUGAGAAGGAGUAUGCCACGAAACUCCAAAUUUUGGCAAAGAAAGCCGUAGACAAGAAAGCUAGGAAGAUGGCUGCGGCUGUCGUGGGGGAUGAUCCUACAAAGGCCUGGAGUGAGGAGACGCUCGUUCAGAGCACUGUGGAAAACGCGUACGCUAAGAUCAUAGCAUCCACGCUCAAUACGGCUCAGCAUCAUAACGACGUUGCUGAGGCGCUCACCAUGCAAGUCAUCGGGCCACUCAUGGUACUCGACAAGAAGAACCAGGAUCAUAGGAAGAAGCUAGGAGCCUUCUACCAGAAACUACUCUCGGAUCGUGAUAAGGUCUUCGGCGAUCGUGCGAAGGCGAAAUCUAAGUACGAUGCUGAAUGCGAUGAAAUCGAGACGUAUCGAGCUAAGCAGGAUCGCGCUUCUGAUGACAAGCACGCGGAGCGCGCGGCUCGUCAAUUUGAGCAGCAGAAGGCUGAUAUGCUGAACGCCAAGAACGUCUACCUCAUCUCCAUUGCGACUGCGAAUCAGAUGCAGAAGCGCUUUUACGAAGUGGACAUACCGGGUCUAGAAAAUCAACACCAACUGUUACAGACCCACUUCUUGACAAACAUCGUCAACGUAUUGAAACACGCUCAAGAACUCCAGGCCGGCCACUAUGAUGCGCUAAAGGCCGAGGUAGUGGCUGCUGAAGGCACGUUGUCCGAAGUCAGCCCACCACGAGACCAGGCGCUAUUCAUCGAUCAUAAUACUCGGCCCUUCAUACUUCCUCGGGAUCUUUCCUUCGAGCCCUCUCCUGCACACUAUGAUAACGCUGACAUGAGUGUCGAGUACGCCCCGAAGGUGUAUUUGCAGAAUCGAUUGUCGAAAAGCCGCGCGAAGCUACAGGAGCUGAGACCGCUUCUUGAUGCAAAACGUCGAGACGCUGAGCAAGCCCGGAAGGUGCUUGAUGCUUACGAGGCCAAUCAUUCUCUUGGGAAUGCCGACGAGGCCAUGGAGACGUAUUUGGAAGCCUCUCAUCAGAUGACCUUGUUCGACGAGUCCAGAGCUGCCCUAGAGGAAGAGAUCAAGCUCAUACAGGAGACGCUCAAAGGCGAUGAAGGUUCCCAAAGUCCGCAUACGUUCAAGAGUUCUUCCUUUACCAUCCCGACGGAAUGCGCACACUGCCGGACCUCGAUUUGGGGUUUGAGCAAGCAGGGAAAGACUUGCAAGCUAUGCGGUAUCUCUGUACAUGCCAAAUGCGAGCUCAAGGUAGCCGCUGAUUGUACGCGUGUGCGUGGUGGGCAUAAGUCGAGACCUUCAGACGCUAGCGGGGUCUCACGCACUCAGAGCAUUAUGUCCACCAGCUCAAGUACACUGUCUAAACGUGGCAGUACUAUAGUCUCGAUGCCUACACCUACACCGUCAUCGUUCGGCCCGGAACCUCAAGGAGAAGAAGAACAACAAGCGCGUGCUCUCUUCGCGUACGCUCCCACGUCGCCGUUCGAACUCGGGGUCGAAGAAAACGCGAUCGUGUCCAUCCUUGAGGAAGACGAUGGAUCUGGCUGGGUCAAGGUUGCUGACGGCAAGGGAGGCAGGGGUCUUGUCCCGGCGUCUUACGUUGAAAUCGUGGGCAGUUCGCCCACGACGCCCCAAACGCCCGCAUUCAAGAAUCCAACGGGCGGCAAGACAGUUCGCGGACUGUACGAUUACGAGGCGCAAGGCCCGGACGAGCUGGACGUCGCCGAAGGCGGCAUCUUGCAAUUGACGCCCGGUGGCGAGAAUUACGCAGAAGGCUGGUGGGAGGGCAUCGAUGCGCAGGGGAAGAAGGGUAUUUUCCCGAGCAACUACGUCACCUUGAUCUGA